AUGGUCAUGAUGAUUACCGCACCACAGCGGCGGUUACUCGUCCUCCUAUCGACCUUCUUUUUUGUAUUCAGCAUCUUCUACUGCUGCUCGCGACUCGCAUCAUUGUCCGUUGGACCAAAAAUAGUCGAAGAACCAGACCCAGUUCCGCAAGUCGAUUUGCUGAAAGCCGAUAAUCCCAUGUCCUACGGAAUGUACAAUCGGCCGACCUACGAUGGCAUCGACCUUGUCAGGAACCUACCAAGCGAACACAUCCCAACACCCAAGAACAAAAGACGGCUGGUCGUGGUUGGCGAUAUACACGGCAUGCUUGACCCUUUCGAGAAACUGCUCAAGAAGAUUAAAUUUAACCCGGAAACCGACCAUGUUAUUGCGGUCGGCGACAUGAUCAACAAGGGCCCCAAGUCCUCUGAAGUUAUCGCCCGUCUGAUGGAGAUCAAAGCCAGCGCUGUGCGCGGGAAUCACGAAGAUCGCGUAAUCCUCGCAUGGCGCGGUCUCAGUAGUCAACAGGGUGUCGCAGCCUACCUCGAUUCCGAAAGUGCCGCUAAACAUCGUGGUGAGGGGGAGGACCUGAAAACAGCGCGCAGUCUGACUGAGCCACAAAUGACUUGGCUCAAGAGAUUGCCCGUCAUCUUAUCAGCCGAGCCUAUGGCCCUCUAUUUUGUACAUGCCGGCCUCGUUCCAGGUGUACCUCUGCCGCAACAAGAUGCAUGGGCUGUCAUGAACAUGCGCACCUUGCGUUUUCCGCGCGAAGAGUUUCGUAGGAAGGAAAUUGAAAAGAAGCGUAAGCAAGCAGAGAAACAACGGCAGAAGGAGUUAGAGAAGGCACAACAGGACGCAGCAGCUUCCCUUCAGCGAAGAUAUAUCCCCGGAGCAGAGGGCGCCAAUUCGAAGGACCAUGCCGCUCGGGCUGAGCCUGUAGAGGUCGACCCUGCAAGCACCGCAACCUCAACUGACGAAAACGUCGACUUGGAACGCACCAACCCGGAUCGCGAUAUUUGGCUCCCUAUUGAUGGGCACGAAGGCGAGCGAUGGACGAAAAUGUGGAAUAAGGCACAAAAGAAGCUACCCGGGCAUGAGCGCCGUUCUGUUGUAUAUGGCCAUGACGCUAAGAUGGGCUACCAGGAGGAUUCAUAUACUUUUGGCUUGGACUCUGGUUGCGUCAAGGGUAAUGCUUUGACAGCAUUAAUUAUUCAGGCGAACGAGGAAGGAGGGUGGAAACAUUCUACUCACCAAGUUACGUGCAAAAAGGGUUGGUGGUGA
Messenger RNA from Fusarium pseudograminearum CS3096, 1260 nucleotides. RefSeq lists its product as uncharacterized. Gene Ontology annotation, cellular component: cytoplasm. Gene Ontology annotation, molecular function: phosphatase activity; endopolyphosphatase activity. Gene Ontology annotation, biological process: polyphosphate catabolic process. The record is from RefSeq and is a predicted model, not a curated record. Bases 1 to 1260 code for a protein of 419 amino acids. Lineage: Eukaryota; Fungi; Ascomycota; Sordariomycetes; Hypocreales; Nectriaceae. The transcript has a single exon.